UUUCGUUACGGAACUCAAUUAAGUUAGUUGGACAAGCAUGUUGUACCUUGCGCCUACUUAACAAAUCCCUUUCAUAUCUUCUGUACGUCUCCGCCGCCGUUGCGAAUUUUCCGGCGAAAGUAUAGGCCUAUAGCGCUUGUCCAACACGCGCCUCUGCUACAGCAAUAUAAAUAUCAUAUCACACUUAAGUGUUAAAAAUUUCUCCUUUUUCUCAUGGAUUUCUUCAAAUCUGUAUUCGCCGAUGAUCCAGAAGAACUUUCCGAUUCCGAAAACGCCCCUUCUUCUCCAUCAAAUUCUCAAUCUCAACCCGAAUCCCCAAACCCUAACCCUAAUAUUCCAGCCAUAUCAGACGCAUGGACUUUCGGUUCGAGCUUGUUCAAAACCAUAGCAUCGAAAUCCGAAUCCGUGAUGCAAAAUUACCGCCGCGAGCUCGAAGAGUUCAGCUCCGGUUUGAAAAAGGAAACCGCUACUAUCCGUGAAGUUGCUAGCCGUGCCGUUAAGGACUUGCCGGCUCGGCUUGAAUCUGGCGCCGCUGUUGCACAGGAAUCGCUCGAAUCGGUUGGUCAAGCGAUCGACAAUAUCGGCUCCACUGUAACAGAGAUCAUUGCUCACGGUAAGGACUCGAUCCUUGUUAAUGAUUCUGAUAGCGAAUUAUCUGAAAAUAGUACUAGUAGGAGUUUAGGGAGAACUAGUAGUUUAGAGCAAAAUUUGAACUUGGAUGCAAAACCUUAUAGUAGAAUUGAUGCGACGAUUCGAGCGGUUCAGUGUGAUGCGAAAACGUAUUGUGAAGAGCCAGAGGAUUCGAGUGAUUAUAACGAGUGGAAAUUGGGAUUUGUAUUGGAGGAGAAGAGCGGGGAAAUUGAGGAUUUGAUUAAGGAAAAUGGUGUAAUUGAUGAGAUUUAUAGUGAGGUUGUUCUGCAUAGGAUUGACCGGGAGAUGUUCUGGAGCCGAUACUUUUACAAGGUUUAUAGAAUAAGGAAAGCAGAAGAAGCACGGGCGAGGCUUGUGAAGAGAGCGAUCUCCGGUGAGGAAGAAGAGGAAUUGAGUUGGGAUGUUGAGGAUGAAGAUAAUGAGGAUACGGAGGGGACCAGCCGUGUUGCUAGUGAAGAUGUUUUGAAAGAAGAGAUUCAGAAGAAAAUGGAUUGUUUAGAGGUUGAAGACGAGGCAAGUAGAUCCGUAAGCGGAGAAGAUGAGAAAGAAAAAGGUCUAGAGACGAAAAGUGAUGACGGGGAUGAGAAAGGAAGUUUGGAAGGAAGAGUAGAUGAUGCUGAAUCGAGGGGUGAUCGGGGUAGUUCAGAAGGUAAGAAUGAUAACAGUGAUUUUUCAGUUAUUUCUAGCCAAUUAUCUUCGCACGAGGGAGAUGAUCUUGGGUGGGAUGAGAUCGAAGAUAUUGGAAGUGGUGAUGAGAUUAAGGUGCCCGAGAGAAUGAGCCCAAGUAAAUCUGAUUUGAGGAAGCGAUUGACUGCUGCUGAGGAGGAGGAAGAGCUGUCAUGGGAUAUUGAGGAUGAUGAUGAAACUGCUAAAUCAUGAUAAUGCUCCUUGUCUUGUGAAGUUGUUAUUUGCUCUCGGCUAGUAUUAUGGUUUACUUUCCAAGUGUCCAUUGCAGAAUAUAGCAGAGGUGGUUUUUUAUGGCUUUAUAAGAAUAAUGUAUAUAUCAUUUUUCAUUUUUUUAAAAUUUAAGCAACUGUAUCUGCCAACUGCUACUUUUGGUCUAUUCUCUCUGUUAACAGAAAAUUCAUAUUGUGCUUGGAUCUGCAUCUGAAA
Nicotiana tabacum (common tobacco) is the source of this 1764-nucleotide messenger RNA. RefSeq lists its product as uncharacterized. Lineage: Eukaryota; Viridiplantae; Streptophyta; Magnoliopsida; Solanales; Solanaceae. The record is from RefSeq and is a predicted model, not a curated record. Gene Ontology annotation, cellular component: cytoplasm.